Cyclopterus lumpus (lumpfish) is the source of this 2132-nucleotide messenger RNA. RefSeq names its product abhydrolase domain containing 18 (gene abhd18). The record is from RefSeq and is a predicted model, not a curated record. The transcript has 15 exons. The coding region runs from base 236 to 1636 and encodes 466 amino acids. Lineage: Eukaryota; Metazoa; Chordata; Actinopteri; Perciformes; Cyclopteridae.
GUUUCUGGGUAGCUUGACACGUGGUCAGUGCACGUCCUUCGCCCUCUGAGGAAGCUAGCUGUUAGCUAUCAGUGUGAAGAAGUCCACAAGGAUAACAAACGUCCGUGUACAGUGUGAGCCGCCGUUGCUCUUGCGCCUCUAUUCAAGUCAUUGCGGUACUUCUGAUGCGCCGCAACCAAGAAGCCAAUCUGAGGGCGUCUAACGCGUCACGUGCUUUGCGCGUUAAGGAUGCCAGAUGUGCUGGUCCAUGGGUGUGAGCCGACUGGAUGUAUUUUACAGAAGGCUGCUCCUCACCAAACUCUUCAUUGGGGGAUGGGGGAAGCCUGAAGACCUCAAGAGAAUCUUUGAGUUCCGUAAGAUCAUUGGAGACCGAGAGAGGUGCAGGUCUCUGGUGCCUGAAGACUACCCAGUUCACAUUAACAAGACAGAGGAGCACAUUGACUGUCACAUCCACGAUGGGUUCUUCAUCUCUCCUCUGGAGCACUUGGUUCCUGGAAUCCUGCCAGCAGAGGCUGUCAAAGCCAGGUUCCAGUUCAUAGUUCCCAAGAGGUGGCAGAAGAACAGACCAGUAUGCAUCCACUUGGCAGGGACCGGAGACCAUUUUUUCUGGCGUCGGCGGACCCUGAUGGCCAGGCCCAUGGUCAAAGAGGCAGGAAUGGCUUCACUGCUUCUGGAGAACCCUUAUUAUGGCUCCCGUAAACCCAAAGACCAACUGCGCUCCAGUCUAAAGAAUGUGUCCGACCUGUUUGUGAUGGGCGGGGCUUUGAUCCUGGAGUCAACAGUACUUCUCCGGUGGCUGGAGAGCGAAGGUUACUGGCCACUAGGAAUGACUGGGAUCUCCAUGGGAGGAUAUAUGGCAUCCCUGGCAGUCACCAACUGGCCGAAGCCCAUCCCUCUGAUUCCCUGUUUGUCCUGGUCCACUGCCUCUAGUGUCUUCACCACGGGAGUGUUGAGCAAAGCAGUGAACUGGAAAGAGCUGGAGAAGCAGUAUGCCAUUGACUCUGUGUAUGAAGAAGAGAUCAUCAAGCUGUUGGACUACUGUGGGGCUGAUUCCUUUAAGAUGGGUCCAUAUUUUUCCAAGAAUGUGGACUCGUUGGAGCAUCUGUUGGGCCUGUCUGGAGAUGUCAGAGCAUCAGUGGGUCAGAGCUCCAAAGCUGGAGGGCAAGCAGAGGCUGGACCAGGCCUGUUGAUUGGUGCAGGCCCUGAAGGGGGCGAGGCAAGAGCAGACCAAUUGUUUUCAUCUGGGAACACCGGUGGGAGGAGCUUGGGCACACCAAGAAGCCUUCAUGCAAACAGCACACUGCAUGGGAAGAAGACGGAUUUAGCCAAAUGCUAUCGGCCAUCCUUACAUAGAGAAUCCAUAAGCUUCAUGAAGGCAGUGAUGGACGAAUGCACACACAUGGCCAACUUUUCUGUCCCCGUAGACACCAGUCUCAUUAUCGUGGUCCAGGCCAAAGAGGAUGCCUACGUCCCUCGUACAGGAGUCCUCAGUCUGCAAGAGAUCUGGCCAGGAUGUGAAGUCAGAUAUCUGAAUGGAGGACACAUCAGUGCAUACCUGUUUAAACAAAACGUCUUCAGACGCGCCAUAUACGAUACGUUCGACAGAUUCUGCCUGAAGUAUCCCAACAUGCACUAGCCAUGCCAGGCGGAAGCCCUUUCCUCCAUUGAACAGCACCGGGAUCAGUGGCUGGACAUUCCUGUCCCUAAACAAGAAGCUUUGCUCUCUAAUUAUUAUAUCAGAUAAUUCUAGAAAACCUUUUUAAACUUUAAGCCCUCUUUUCACCUAAACAUGUGUCUCUUUAGCUGCUAGGCGUUCUUCUCUCUGUGCCUCUCUGCUGUGUACAGUUAGCUUUUUCACUGAGACUCAAGCCUGCUGUGGCUGGAUACAAGCUUGAUAGGAGCAGUGAGACGAAGCCAAACAGUAAAGUUUGGCUUCGUCUCUAAUUGCACACAAUUAGAGACGAAGCCAAGUAGUAUUUCUAAUGUAUUUUAAAGAAAAGUCAGUAGAGACCUGAGUUAUUUGUUAUUCACAGACUGCUAUGACAGAAGUGAUGACGAAUAAUGUUUUUUCUCCUGUGUGGCCUCAUGAUAGUGAUGAAGUCUCACUGUUACUAUGAAUAAAUGCAGUGAUG